CCGGAUUCCAGGGGCAAGUAAUCGAUUCAAGCCUCUGAAUCGAGGAGAAGAUAUUCAAGGAUUGAGCAGAUCUCCUCCGAGACCAAGAACUAUCUGGAUGGAGCUCGACUUCUCUCUCUCUCUCUCUCUCUCUCUCUCUCUCUCUCUCUCUCCCUCUCUCUCUCUCUCUCUGACAUGUGCUCCUUCCCAAUCCAAUGGCAGAUGGAUUUUCAGACCAAGCGCCUAGGACCCGUGCAACUCCAUAUCUUCUCCCCUGCUUAGUCCCCUAUAUAUAUGUGUGUGUGUUGUUUGGCAUGGCAUUCUCAAGCAAGCCGGCUGUAGAAGAUUGCUUUGAUAAAUUUGGAGGAGAAACACUGAACUUACCGAAGAGCUUAAGGAUCAACCCCUUCAAGUGCAGGACUGCCUAUCCGCGGACAAGAUGAGGUCACUGAAGCGUAAGAGAGUUGAAGCGCCAUGCAUCCCAACACUUGAGGAUGUGCAUCCUUACAGUAGGUGGAAUUUGUGUGUCCGGGUAUACCACAAGUUCCAUGUGGAGAGGUUGGCUUCUGGCAGAAAGCGGCUUAACAUGGUGUAAUUGGAUGAGAAGGGUAAGAAAAUGGCCGCUGUAGUAUAUGAUGACGACGUCGAUCGGUUUGAUCCUUUGCUCGUAGAGGGGCGGGUAUAUUAUGUGUGGAAGAUGCUUGCAGAACCAAUUAUGAGGAAUCAGGAUUAUUUGUUUGCAGAUAGUCAAUUUGUGUGCCGUUUCAGCUCAGUGACAACAAUUAAUGAGUUGAGAAAUGUGAAUGAGCGCUUGAUCCCAUUGUUCCCUGCGUUUAUUCCUUUUGACAGAGUUUGGGAGUUCACCCUAGAUAAUGAUACAUAUGUUGAUGUUAUUGGCAUGGUUUUAUUUGUAAGUUCUAUGGGAUAUAAAGACGGUUUCUACAAUCGGAGGAUCCCAGUGAGAAAUAUUGUUCUGCUAGAUGACACCUAUAAUAUUGUCAAGUUAGUUGUAUGGGACAAGUUGGUGACUAAUAAUCUAAGUACAUGGGAAAAACUCGCCGAGGAGCGUGCUAUUGUCGUGGCAACAAUGUUACGUGCAGAGCGCAUCGAUCGUGGCCUGCAUACUACAGACUUUAGUAGGAUGCACUUUAACCCGAACAUCACAGCAGUGUGUGAAUUAAGGCAGAGGAUCAAUAAUGAUCUUGCUGGACAAUCACCUCCAUGAAUCAAAAGAAGAUGAAGAAUGGAGUCGUGAAGCAAAAGUGAAGUCUUAGAAUAAUAGGAUAAUGCGUUACUUAAGCUAGGUUGAGCUACUUUUGAACCGUGUUACUUCACUUUGCUUAAUUUUGGGUGUACGGUGCCGUGGACAAUGAUGGAAAGUGCUUUUGUGAUCCUUGUUGUAACUGAAACCGAGUUUCACUUAUGAAGUCAAAUCUUAAGGCAGUGUAGUGCCAAGACCACAUGAACAACAUAUCAAGUUGGUGUGAUCUCUGAGUAAAGUAAAAUGUAACAGCUUGGAGGCAUGUUGAGUCGCAAAUAGUUGUUCACAUGUAUUAGCUAAGGGUGGAUGUAAUCAAAAUGAAAUGGUGUGUGUGGCUUGAUGUAACUCUCUGAUGUUUGUAGCAUCGUUGAACAAAGAUUU
Triticum dicoccoides is the source of this 1621-nucleotide messenger RNA. RefSeq lists its product as uncharacterized. The record is from RefSeq and is a predicted model, not a curated record. Bases 596 to 1204 code for a protein of 202 amino acids. Lineage: Eukaryota; Viridiplantae; Streptophyta; Magnoliopsida; Poales; Poaceae. The transcript is spliced from 8 exons.